GAAACGGCUGAGGAGCAAGUUUUCUCGGGCUGGGUCUCCUGCCACAGCAUAAAGGCGGGCAAGGGAGGGAGGCAGGCGAGGCGCCGCUCCUCUCUUCUCUUCCCUCUUCUUCCUCCACGCUGCGCCCCAAAAGCCGCCAGGAGCGAAAGGAAAGAGGAGGGAGGGGGCCUGCGAGAGAGAGAGGGAGGGAGGGAGAGAGAGAGAGGGAGGCGGCGGGCGCAUGCGCUGGGGCCCCGGCCGUGCCAUAUUGGAAUGAGGCGGCGAGCGGAGCGGAGCAAAGCAGAGCGGAGCGCCGGCCAGCUUUGCCUCGAGACCCGGACGGCAGGGAAAACUCCCCCGGAGAGCUUGUUGGAACAUACUAAAAGCCUGUGAAAAGAAAGUCGGCAGAGAGCAGAUGAGUUCAAGACAGUGACGGGGUGACUUCCAUUAUUUCCUGCUCUCAGAGAUUAUUGCCAGCUUGCUGUGGAGAUGAAUGGAGAACAACAGCAUGAGACAGGUACUGCAAUUAUGGAGCCUGGAGUCACAACAGAUGCAAGCUCUGGUGUGGAAGAACCAGAAUUCAAUUGGGAUGAGUAUUUGGAAGAUACAGGAGCAAUCUCUGCACCUCAUGGCUCAUUUAAGCAUGUGGACACUAGCCUACAAAAUGGCUUUUCCCCAGGCAUGAAACUGGAAGUUGCUGUUAAACCUGGCCCUGACACUUAUUGGAUUGCCACAAUCAUUACAACCUGUGGGCAAUUGCUACUACUGCGAUAUGAUGGUUAUGGAGAGGAUCGGAAAGCAGACUUCUGGUGUGAUAUCAUGACUGCUGACUUGCACCCAGUUGGCUGGUGUGAGCAGAACAAGAAGACACUGAAAGUUCCCGAAGGUAUCAAGGAUAAAAUUUCAAACCAGGUGGAAUUUCUUCAGCAGACUUUGAAAGGAGCAUGCAGUGCCCCUGCUAGCCUUCUUGAAGGGCUCCAUCGAGGGAAGAAUCCUUUGGAUCUCAUUGCACCUGGUUCGAGAUUAGAGUGUCAGCACACGCAAGAUACCCUGGGUGCUUGGAUAGUUACUGUUCUAGAAAAUAUUGGUGGAAGACUCAAGCUUCGUUAUGAAGGACUUGAAAAUUUAGAACAGUAUGACUUAUGGAUGUUCUACUUGGAUCCCUUUCUCCAUCCAAUGGGCUGGGCAACUCAGCACGGAUAUGUCCUUGAACCCCCUCUAGCUAUCAACCAUUUGAAGACUGAGGUAGAAUGGCAGGAAAUCCUAGCAAAAAUAAAAGAAGAGGAAGAAGAAUCAUUGGUGCCCACUGAUCUAUUUAAGGACAAGCCUAUUGUUGGAACCCACUCAUUCUCCAUGAACAUGAAAUUGGAGGCUAUUGAUCCAAAGGCUCCUUUUAUCAUCUCACCUGCGACAGUUACAAAGGUGUUUGAUGAUAAAUAUUUUAUGAUAGAAAUAGAUGAUUUGCGACCAGAACGUACCACCACCCGGUCUUAUAUCUGCCAUUUUAACAGUCCUGGUGUUUUCCCUGUGCAGUGGAGUUUAAAGAAUGGUUUGCAUCUCAGCCCACCACCUGGGUAUCCGGGACAAGACUUUGACUGGGCAGACUAUCUCAAGCAGUGUGGAGCUGAAGCUGCUCCCCAGAGCUGUUUUCCCUCACUAAAUUCUGACCAUGGUUUUAAGGAAAUCAUGAAACUCGAGGCUGUAAAUCCAGAAGAUCCAGAAGAAAUUUGUGUUGCUGCUAUUACAAAGGUGAAGGGUUCCUACCUCUGGCUACAGCUGGAAAGCUCUAAAUUGCCCAUCCCCGAUUGCAUAGUAAGUGUGGAUUCCAUGAAUAUAUUUCCAGUCGGUUGGUGUGAAACUAAUGGAUACCAGCUCAGACCUCCUCGUAGAGCAGUAGUGAACAAGGAAAAGAAAAUUGCAGUAGUGCAGCCAGAGAAACAGAUAUUGUCUUCAAGGGCUGUCCAUGAGGGGCUAAAGACCCAGGAACUCAACUCACCUGACACUGUAGUAACGAAUGGUAAAUACUACUGUCCAAAGAUCUACUUCAACCACCGCUGCUUCUCAGGGCCAUACCUUAACAAAGGUAGAAUUGCGGAACUGCCUCAGUCUGUGGGGCCUGGGAACUGUGUCCUUGUCCUUAAAGAGGUCCUGUCUCUGCUGAUCAAUGCUGCUUACAAACCUAGCCGUGUUCUUAGAGAAAUACAACUGGAAGAGGAGACAGCAUGGCAUGGAUAUGGAGAGACCCUGAAAGCAAAGUAUAAAGGGAAGAGCUACCGUGCCACAGUAGAAGUUGUGAGAACAGCAGAUCGAGUGACAGAGUUUUGCAGGCAGACCUGCAUCAAGCUGGAAUGCUGUCCAAAUCUCUUUGGCCCCCAAAUGGUGCUAGACAAGUGUUCGGAAAAUUGUUCUGUUCUGACAAAAACCAAAUAUACCCAUUACUACGGGAAGCGGAAAACCAAAAAGAUCGGUCGACCACCAAGUAUCCAUAGCAGCAUAGACGCAAGCAUGAAAAAAGCAAGCAGGAAGAGAAAGAAGCGGAAAAACCUCUUUGUUCACAAGAAGAAACGAUCCUCUACCUCUGUGGAUAACUCACCAGCUGGCUCACCUCAAGGCAGUGGUGGGGAAGAGGACGAUGACCAGGAUGAGGUGGAUGAAGAAUCUCUUUCAGAAGACAGUACAUCAGAGCAUCAGGAUGAGUCUGAAGCAUCAGAGAAGAAAUCCCUGUCAUCUUCCCCAACACAGAGUGAACGAUCACAUUUUGGAGCUCAGGACCGGGACAGGCAGAAAAGGAAACUACGUACCUUUUCCUUCUCAGAUGAUGAAAAUAAACCACCGUCACCAAAGGAAAUAAAGAUAGAGGUUGGUGAAAAGCUGCAGCUGGACAGCAACCCCCUGGGAUGGAGUGUGGCUGAUGUAGUGCGGUUCCUUAAAUCUACAGACUGUGCCCCAUUAGCAAGAAUAUUUUUAGAUCAGGAAAUAGAUGGACAAGCCCUUCUCCUGCUCACCCUUCCCACUGUUCAGGAAUGCAUGGACUUGAAACUUGGCCCAGCUAUUAAACUUUGCCAUCAUAUCGAAAGAGUCAAGUUUGCCUUCUACCAGCAGUUUGCUAACUGAAGUGGGCAGUUAAGUUGAAAUGGAAACGUUGAAGCACAACUGCAGCAUUUUGCUAUUCCUUCAAUAAGGGGAGCCAAGAAGAGUCAGAUGGAUACUGCAUAUUAGCAGUCUUGCACUUUUGAGGAGAUGAGAGAAUACUUGGUGCAAAAUUGUAAUACAAUCCUAGCUGUCGUCAGAGCAGUCUGCAGAUUUAGGAAUGUAGUUAAUACAUGCUCAUUCUGUACAUCAAGACUCUUUUUUAUGAAUAAAGGUGGUUACAAUCUCUCCUCUAAGGGGAGAAUGUUUUCCUCAAGUUUUAGUCAAAAUAAGGACAAAUUGUUGCCAUGUGGAAGAAAAUGCAAAUUGAUGGAAAUCCCCUUACCAUUUGUAGAACUGCUACCAUUUAUUGUGUCUUAAAAAUCAUUUUUUUUAAAAAACGAAACUAGCUGAUUGCUAAGAGAUGUGAUGCAGAGAAAAGCCUGGAAAUGAAUGUGCAUCCAGAUCUCCUUGUGGUUUUUAUUUGGAGCUUAACCUUGACCUCUACGCCAGUAGAAAAUCUUUGAGGGAGUAUAAUUAUUUGGAGAAGGGCACAUAUGGUUAUGCAGCAACUGCUUUUCUGCAGCCGGAAUAGGGAGGGAUACCAACAGGUUUUCUCAUAACAGACUCUUGCCUUUAACAACUACCUGAAAGCCACACAUUCGAAAAGUAAAACUCAUUGUCAUUAAGAGCUCAUGACAGUAAAUGUUGUGCUUGCAUUUCUGUCAGUCACAAAGCUGGUGAAAAAGCAAGGUGAGGGGAAUUGCGGAGUAGAGGUUUAAAUAUUAGUAUGUGGCUCUGUUUUACAGAUAAGCUACAAUCUAAUUUUUUGUGGAAAAGUGCACAGAAAAAGACACUUUAAUAUCAUUUUUUAAAUAUGUUAGUAAAAUAUUGCAUGUUACGUUUUUCUAGGGAAAAUGCCAUGAUGGUUAUUAACUUUUCUCUUGUUCUUGUUUUCAGGAAAGUUGACAUUGCAUUUAUAGAGUAAGAAUGAAUAGACCUCCUAUCAGUUCUCAGAUACUAAGAACUUCUGCUAACUGUAGUUGUUCAGUAAAAGCAUGGGUGAAAAUGUCUUUCCUCUUCUAGCUAAGUAUAUAACAGAACAUUCAUGUUCUUUUAUGGCACAGUUCAUGUGGCAUAUGUUGAUGGUAUGUGCCCAUUAGGAGAUGAGCCAAUCCAUGGCUUUUGCCAUGUCUUUGUGGCAUAAUGUAGAGAAAACCAUAAUGUAGAUAUAAUGUGCUGACCAAUGGUUAUCUUUAGAGCAGCCAAUUGUUGAAGCAUGCUAUUGAAGAAUUAAUAGGUUUUUAUUCCUGUAAAACAGGCCCAAAUUAUGAAAUGAGCACCCCUGUUUCUAUCCAUGAUUUUUGUGAAUGUUGAUUUGGAAAUAUCACCUGGUCUCUUCAAUCUAUGGAAUUUUUUUAGAUUAAACAGGCUUUUUCCUCCUAAAAAUGUGCAACAGUAUACAAGAAGCUGUUUAAAAAAAGAGGUCUGGGAUGUCUUAAAAGACAUUCCUCAUUAACCUGCCUAGCUAUUUAAGACUCUUAGGUAUAGAUGGAGGGAAGGAUUGUCGAAUUUCAACCAAAGCAAGUUUAGUAUGCAAAAUGCUAUGUAAUGAACACAUGGGCAGAAAUGCAACUAGACUUGUAUGUUGAAAGUAGUAUGGCCCAGCCGAUUCAUUUAUUUAUGAGGAAAUAUAUUUGUGUCUAUGUGUGGGUAUGAAUGCCACUGUCUUAGCACUGGAAAGGAAAUCAUUUUUUUCAUAAUUUGAACUCAGUGUUAUUUUUUAUUUUAUCAGGUAUGCACCUUUGGUAGACCUUCUGAAAAAGUAAUCUGUAGGGGAAUCUUAAGAACUUCAUAUAAAUUUAACUCCCCAUAUUGCUGUAAAUCGUGUCUGAUGCACAGAUAGAUGGUAGGUUCCUGGGAUAUAUUUAUAGGCUGAUUUCUGUUGUAAUUUAGCAGUUUGGAUUUGUUUUAGGAACUUUCAAAGAAGAAAGAUGCUUUCAGCUGUUGGUUACUUUGAGUCAUUUCUAUGCAACACACGGGUACUUGUGUACUUCAUUUCUUGAAGCAAUGUCCAUUUAUUUGGGAUUUAAAGGGUUGGAUGCAAUCUACAAGCCAUCACUCCCUAAAUAGCCCGGGAAUAUUCUCUGGCUUCAGUAAAAUGUAACUUCAUCAACAAACCCUUCAUCUCUUAUCAUUUAUGAGCCAAAUGGGGUCAAUUAAAGUCUUCUCUGACUCAGUACUGAUAGGACAUUCAAAUGCUUUUGAGUUAUUGUAGUGCAGUUGGGGAUCGGGCAAGUCUGCAAAGUAAGAUAACAUUGUAUAUUUUUUACUAUGCCAAUGACAUUCUAGUUAGGAAAAAGUGUAUGUACCUCAUUAUACUUUCUCCAAAGCAAAGAGCAGAGGAAAAUAGACAUAAUUGGUGACUUGGGGGGGGGGGGGGGGUUGCUAUACAACGUCUACACAAAGAUAACAAAAGUCCUUCUGCCCAUUUUUAAUGGUUUUAAUGGUUUUUCUGUUGACAAGUAAACAGAAAAAUGUUUACUUGUCAACGCUAACAAGUCUAGAGUUACACUGCCUUGAAGUAAUAUCAGAAUAAAUUGAAAAUAGCCCUGGUCUAAUUUUAUUCCAUUUAUUUGCCAUUUUGAUAAUGCUAGAGAUUUGUGAGAAAGAAAGCAGAAAAACAGUGACAUCCAGACUUGGUUCGGAAGAAGGCAGGUUUUGGGAAGGGAGAAAAAAGAUUAAAGUUUGCAGUUGCUUUGCCUGCCAUGCAACUUUAUAUUCUCUUUUAAGAUAAUGGAAGUUUUAACUUGGUCCCAUGAAUAUUUUGCAGAAAGGCAGAAUUAGCCACUUACAAAAUUUAUAGCAAUGCAGUAGAGUACAUCAUUUAGUUCUAAAUUCAGCACAUAUUUUUCAUGUGAGAAGACCUUUUUAUGUCUUAAUAGCCAAAGGCUAAUCAGCUCUAAAAAGCUUAGUACCUUAGUAGAAGGAUGUGCAAAUAUGCCAAAUUGUGAAAUUGAAAACCAGGAUAGACAAAGUCUGUUUGCCUCGGCCACUGUGUUUUCUUCUGUACAUAUUGUGAAGCUUUAUAAAAUUAACACAGAAUGUGUUGCCAAAUUUUACCCAGGAACAAGAUUCAGUGUUUUAAAUUAAGCUCUCUUGAUGCAGUGUCCAGCUUUGCCUAAGAUUGUUGCCUACUGUGAACGUUUUCAAAAUACCCAAAAUCUGCUAAGCACAAAGGGAGUGAGUUUGGCUGAAAACCGGGUGAGGGUAAGCUUGACUGCAUACUACAAGCUCAUAGUGGAAUUAACCCGCAAAUCAUAUGUAUGUUCUCUGUUGCUGAAGGAAGAUUUAUGACUAAAGGCCAGAAUAGAUUUUGAGUGCACAAUAAUAAACAUAAACCUCAUUAUAUAAUGCAGUGGUAUUUUGCUACAUGUGCACUAAUCUAACCCUAUGGUGGCUGGAUUUGCAACAAAUGGGUUGUAUAGCAAAUACCACUAAUGUGAAUUGCUUUUUAUAACUAUUUGAAAGAUGUCAAAAUUGGAGAGAGAUUGCUCAGUCAGUGGUUAUUCUAUAUUUGUUAAUUACUUGCCAGACGUUAGAUUUAAUCCUUAUACUGCUACCCAAAAUAUUAAAAUUUGCUUAAAAGAAUACAGACAUCAACUGUAAGUGGCCAGAUCUUGAAUGCUGCAAGUUGCUUCCUUAAGAGUUAAAAGGUUUCAUUGGAAACACUAGCCAUGAAAUUAUUCAACCCUCCACAUUGGCUUGCGGUUAGACACUCUGGAACCCGGGAAAGUGGGAAAGCUGCACAUUUUAAAAAGUAGGCUUUUUUAACCUGAGAAAGCACUUCUCUCGGAAUUUCUAGGUUCUCCAAAUUUGUACUUGGAAGACCUAGAAAUUCCUAGAGAAUUUGUCGACAUUUUACUCAAUCAGAAUGAUCAUCAACAAAAAGUCAAACUCACAGAUGUGGACGCCGACUGUACAAGACAGACGUGAUUUAAGGAGAUGGUUUUUGUACAGGACCAGUUCCUUCAAUUGUAACUCUUAAGUAGCCUUCAAUACUUCCUGGGUAUGUUUGAGGCUUUUUACUUGUCAGCUUCUCUAGCUGCCACCCUGUUUUGAUCUUAACUAGGAGUAGGCACACAUUUACUUAGCCUCCUCUGAACCAGUUCUGUUAAUGUUUAUAGACAAUCAAAAAAUUAUUGAAAGAGCCUCCUACGGCAGGUACUGCCAGCAUAUAUGUAGAUCUGUUUGUUGUAAUUGCUCAUUGAACAUGCACUUUCCCUGCUUUGUUCUUUAAAAAGAAAAUAAUAUGUAUAUUAUGUUGUCUCUCCCUCUUGCUAUAUUUUUCUUUGAUUUUAAUUUAUAUAUAUAUAUAUAUGUACCGUAUGCGUGUAAACUGAGGAUAAAAUUCAAAGGUGGCAAAAUAUGCACAUGAGAAUUGCCUCUUGGAGCUCCUCCUUUGCGGGAUAGUUGCAUAACUUAAAGGGUUUGGAAAUAUUUUAGAUGGAUUAUUUUACUUGGAUUUUUUUCCACUGUAAAUUAUUGUACAUAAUUUUGUGGUACUUCAUGAGGGUUUUAUGUGGUUGUAAGAAAAUUAAAAAUACUUAAAUUGG
This is a messenger RNA of Anolis carolinensis (green anole), 7724 nucleotides long. RefSeq names its product Scm like with four mbt domains 1 (gene sfmbt1). NCBI's taxonomy places the organism in Eukaryota, Metazoa, Chordata, Lepidosauria, Squamata, Anolidae. The transcript has 21 exons. The record is from RefSeq and is a predicted model, not a curated record. Gene Ontology annotation, molecular function: histone binding; chromatin binding; transcription corepressor activity. Bases 469 to 3093 code for a protein of 874 amino acids. Gene Ontology annotation, cellular component: nucleus. Gene Ontology annotation, biological process: negative regulation of DNA-templated transcription.